AUGGGGACAACAUCUGUUCGGCGCAACUUGUUUCACCAUAACCUCAGCAGACGGCCAGUCUCAACUGUUCCUCCAACGGGCUCGCUUCAAAGCAACGGAACCUCUGGAGUUUCGGGUCUUUCAUCUCACCUGCUACGUUCCUCGACGGAAUCAACGACCUCCUCGUUGGCCUCCGGUCCUGUAGAUAAUGGAGAUAUCGUCGUCAGGGAUAAGAAUGGUGGUUACAAGCUUGAUAUGCCCAUUCUCCCACCCCUGGUCGGUGGCGAAGAUGGGGAUGGCAUGGACGGGGUAGAUGAAGGUGGAAAUAGCGGAGGAACAGUAGCCACUGUCGACUCGACAGGGCAGAUGGUGAUCACCGGUCGGGAGAAAGAAAAGAUCGAGGCCAGUUUGGCAGAGCUGAUGUAUCGGAACCGAAACAGACAAAUGAGCAAUGAACCAACCGAGAUUCUCGAUCUGAUCCAACAAAGUCUCCGCAGCAAGGUAGCGGCUCUAGACGAAGACAAUUGGAUGUACGAGCCGGAGGUAGACUCACGGGCAUAA
Molecule: messenger RNA, 540 nt
Organism: Aspergillus clavatus NRRL 1
Lineage: Eukaryota; Fungi; Ascomycota; Eurotiomycetes; Eurotiales; Aspergillaceae
Exons: 3
Coding region: 1-540 (179 amino acids)
Source: RefSeq, a predicted model, not a curated record